Pyrgilauda ruficollis (rufous-necked snowfinch) is the source of this 945-nucleotide messenger RNA. RefSeq names its product translation initiation factor IF-2-like. Lineage: Eukaryota; Metazoa; Chordata; Aves; Passeriformes; Passeridae. The record is from RefSeq and is a predicted model, not a curated record. The coding region runs from base 1 to 945 and encodes 314 amino acids. The transcript has a single exon.
AUGUGCAGUGCCGGGGCAGCCGCACGCCUGAGCAGACUGCCUGGGGACAGGCACAAGGAUCCUCGACGACCUCGGGCAAAAGGAACGGGUCCAGGCUCAUGGCAGCGGGGCCGCGGGAGGGAAAAUCAAGAACCUCUCGGGAGGCAAGUGGGCAUCUGCAGGGACUCCCCACUGGUCGGGCACCAGGAAGGUGCAGACCCAGGGCACACCUAUUCUCAGACUGACCUUGGCCCACUGAUCCCCGCAAGCACGGGCUACCCGCAGCCCUCCUGCCGCGUUCCUGGAUGCGCAGCCGGACCCGGCCCGCGGGCGUACCCCUCUGCCAAACCCCGAGGGGCGGCCCCGGCGGCACAGCCCUCCCCCUGCCCGCCCCGACUGGCCCCGCCGCCGCGCCAGGGUAAUGGCCCGGGCCGCCUGCGCUCUGGCAGCCGGCCCUGCGGCGGGGGAGUGGGGCUGAGCCCGUGCGCCCGGCGCGGCGGCGGGAGCCGGCGGGCAGCGCGUCCCCCGGGCGGCCCCUCCCAGGUAGGAGCGCGGGGGCGCGGCUGUCACCGCGCCCGGCCGGGCUCUCCCCCCUCCCUCCUUCCCUCCCUCCCUCGGGGACCGGUGACUCGGGGGCCGCGGCGAGCCCGGCGGUGGCGAGCCCGCUUUGCCACCGCGUCCGUGGUUGCCGGGGCGGCCGCUGUUCGGAUGCCUCAGCUGAAAGGCACCGGCCGCCAAACAACCCGCCCGUGUGCCGGGCCCCCUCCCCGCCCCUCCCGGCCGCGCUCGCCUUCCCGGGAGCGGCUCCGAGCAGCCCGGCAGUGUUGCCUAGAGAGGGAGCGAAGCCGACGCGCGGCAUCGGCCGCCCCGUCCGUCACGGACGAGCCGCCGCCGGGGUCCGAGCGCCCCGGGUCUUCCCCCGUCCGGCCGGUGUGUGUGAGACAGCGGGCGGGGGCCGCGGCGUGA